AGGUGUGAGUGCAGGAAGCAGAUUCUAAGAAAUCCGAAGGUGUUCUGCAACAUGAAGUAUACAUUUGUCCUGAAAGUAAAAGUUCUCUCAGCUCAUGACAAAGGGUCACACGCAGAGGUCAUUGUGAAGGUCAAGAAAGUGUUGAAACUGACAAAGUUGAAGGUUCACCGGGGCAAACAAGUUCUGUAUCUAGAAUCAUGGACAAACCGAGGCUGCACAUGCCCAGUUCUGAAUCCUGGUACAGAGUAUCUAGUUGCAGGGCAUGAGGACAUUCAGAGCGGCCAUCUGAUAGUCAACCUGAAGAGCUUUGUCCAGGCUUGGAAACCUGAUCUCGGCCGAAGGAUAGCUCACAUCUUGAGAGCAAAAUGCUAGAAGUGCCCUAUGUUUGAAAGCAGCAGGAUGUUUCCCGAUUGUAUUGAGCAGGUCUCUGUCCUAAGGGAAUCUGUCAGCCAGUGAUCAUUAUGUUAAAGCCCUCAAACAUGGUGGUUUCAGAUCUAAACUGGCCUUGGAUUCCUUUCUUUCUUAAAAAAAAAUCUUUUUGCUUUUUUUGUAUGUAAUAACGCACUUUAUUAGCUGACGGGUCAUGACAGGGGAGAGAUUAUUAGAUAUGCAACUCGAAAGGUUAAUACAUUAAGGUGACAGGACAUUUAAUAGCUAUACUCUAGCUGUGAAACCCUCGCCACCUCUCCCCACCCUCCCCACACACACACAUACGCUCACACGCCCACAUACAUAGACUUAAAUACAAAGACAUACACACAGACAUAGACAAAUCCACACACAGUCACAUAGACAUACACAUACACAUGCACGCAGGUAUACACACACAUCCACAUAUACACACACACACUCGGCUCUGUAACACUGACAUGGAUUUUGAAUCAGAGGGACGUUGCAUUGGCGGAGUUUUGUGUGAUUACAAACCGUCAAACCAAAUUAGUUGCAACAUUGUGUCCUGGUAGUUGGCAUCUUUCAUAUUGGUAUCAAGGACAGAUCCCACACACCGAGCAUGAAACUGGACCCUUCAGACAGUUCAACGGGCUACAGGCCCCCAUCUGUAAUAGACGGUUAGCUUUAUAGUGAUAGGUAGUGUCCUUAAACAGAGUUUUGUUGUUCUGAUUUGGAGUCUCCCUUUACCACUGGACUUUGUGUCUAACAUUAAAGGUUUUCUGCAGAAGAAUGAUAAUUUUAUGUCGAUGUAAACCUUAUGCACUGGACUUAAAAGGGAAAAUUGCAGUGUUACAUGUUGAUGUGUAGACUUUGAACAAUAAAGUAUAGAAAUGUGUAUGCACUUAGCAGUCCAAUGGAUUUGCAAAAUAUUUUGCCCUUUUUUACUUCUUAAUUUACACAAUAAAAUUGGCUGAACUGUA
Messenger RNA from Rhincodon typus (whale shark), 1370 nucleotides. Its product is annotated as netrin-4-like. Bases 52 to 372 code for a protein of 106 amino acids. The record is from RefSeq and is a predicted model, not a curated record. NCBI's taxonomy places the organism in Eukaryota, Metazoa, Chordata, Chondrichthyes, Orectolobiformes, Rhincodontidae. Gene Ontology annotation, molecular function: protein binding. The transcript has 3 exons.